CACUGAUAUCGUUAUUAGUAUCCAGCGAUUUGUCGAAGUAGCAGAACACUACAAUCGCACGAGUAUCGGGAUACAUUUCUGAUAUUACGAAGGAUUGUCAAUUGUUGCAAAAUUAUGUUUUAAUCAGAACGGACGUCCAGUAUACAAGAUCUCGGAGAUAUAAAAAGCGACAUGGAAUACUUGAAACUAUUAGUUAUUAGCUGCCUGCUCUUCAAUGUCGCGAUGGCAAUACAAUGGAAAAAAACGGCGGCAAAUUGCUCGUCCGAUUAUCGUCUACCGGCAGUGGCAGAUUGUUACCAUUACAUUGUUAGAAUAAUGCCAUCAAAAGUGUUAGAUUAUGAUUAUGAUUCUUUUUAUCAUGGGGACGUUACUUAUUUAAUUAAUAUUCAUCAGAUAACAAAAAAUAUAAGUUUGCACGUUUUGUCGGAAAUGCAAUUAACAGACAUAUCUUUGGUUCAACAAUCUCCCAAUAUCACUUACAUUCCAGUGAAGUUCUUUUAUUGCGAAGAAACGGAGAUUUUAACGAUCAUAUUCGAUAGUGAACUAUCACACGGAGAGUAUAUGUUGAAAUUGAAAUUCACUAAUAUACUAGUUAGUCCUUACAGCAACGGCUUUAGCGUAAUUAAAUACAGAGACAACAUAGGCAUUGAAAAGAAACAUGUGAUGAUGAAUUUUCUCUGGAACGCCCGAACAGUAUUUCCUUGCUGGGACGAGCCUACUUUGAAAGCGACUUUCAAUAUCUCAGUGCAGCAUUUAUCGUCCUAUACUGUUUUGUCGAAUAUGCCGAUAUUUCAGCAAAUGCCCAUGAAUGAUAAUACGGUGCUGACGUACUUUUAUACCACCCCUUUGAUUUCCCCUUAUCUCGUGGGGAUUGUGCUAUUCGAGGAUCUCGUAUCGAUUUCCAAUAACAAUUCACUUAUCAACAUGUGGGGUAGCCCAGAAAGCCUCAAAUCUAGUAUUAAUAGCUCAGAAAAAGUUUGGGAAUUACAAAGCAUGUACGAAAUUGCUGUAAACUGCUUCGAGUACAUUAACAAAAGUGAAUAUUUUACUAUAAUUAAAAAAAUGGAUCAUAUUAUGACACCAUCUCCCACACAUCUGAUGAAGUAUAGCUGGGGACUCUACAGUUACAAAGAAUCAGAUCUCUCGUAUAGUACGAAAAACAAAGUUUUGGAAAAAGAAAUUUAUAUGGAAUAUCAGAUAGCACAUAAGGUAGCACAUCAAGUGUUUCGUACUAUGGUCAGUCCGACUUGGUGGAGUUACGAGCCGCUGAAUGAUGGAAUCGCAACGCUCUUUGGACUAUAUUUCAUCGAUAAUUUUUUCGGGCACACAACGUUUUCGGAUUACUUUAUGAUGGAGAUACAACAUCAACUUUUCUUUGAAGAUGCUGAAUCUCAUAUGAGCCCAGUUAUUCGCGAAGUCAAUACUCCUAAUGAAAUCGAGUCCUUCGUAUCAUCGAGCUCUCGGAAGAAAGCAACUGCUAUAAUGCGUAUGAUGUCCCAUAUCGUUGGUAAGGAAUUUUUCAUGGGAGCUAUCAACCGAUAUUGGCGUUACAACGAAUCUUGGACGGUCAAUCUGGACGAUCUCUGGAAAGCUUUCGAAGGAGUCCCAAUGCCACGACAUGCCAAAUUCGAAGCAUAUUACUUGGACACAGUAAUGACAAACUGGUUAUUUAACAGUGAUUAUCCAGUAGUAUAUGUAGAUACUGCCAGUAACUUUAUAACGAUUACGCAAGAAUGUUUUUGCAAGCAAACGGCAAAUAAAAAUGAUACCGACAAAUUAUGGUGGAUCCCCAUAACUUAUACUCGCAGAUCAUUUCUCAAUUUCACGGUAACUUCGCCUAUACUUUGGCUAAAGCCAGAGGUUCCGUCUAGAGUUAUUUACGAAGUUCUCAAACAUGAUUGGAUAAUACUCAAUGUGCAGCAAACUGGAUACUAUCGCGUUAAUUACGACAGGAACAACUGGCGAAAGCUCGCGGCAUACCUGAAUUCUGACGAAUACAUAAAAAUACACCCUAUUAAUCGCGCUCAGAUUAUCGAUGAUUCCUAUCAUUUAAUGUUGAAGGGCUCUCUCUCUCCUGCGAUAUUUCUUGAUCUUUCAAACUACUUAGAACGAGAGAGAGAUUAUAUACCGUGGUAUCCUAUGAAGAAAAUUUUUUCGGAUAUGUCGACAUUUUUCCAAAACCCCAAAAGUAGAUCCAUCAAACAACAUAUGACAACCAUCCUAUUUGGUGUAUUGAACGAUAUAGGAUAUGAAGAAAAUGAUAAUGAAGCUGAUUUUACAAAACGUUUACGAUUAAUGGUGGUAAAAUUGGCUUGCCAAAUCAAUUUUAUUGACUGCCUCGAUGUGGCUAAUGCUAAGUUGUCAAAAUAUCUCGAUCAACUCCAACUGCGACAAUACCAAAUAUCGCCGUCGUGGAUAGACUGGGUUCUCUGUACGGGUAUGAUGAAAGCGAACAUGACUUAUUGGGAAAAAAUGCUAGAUUUGUUUAUGUACACAAAAAAUAUUCAAUACUUAGAAUAUUUAACUUGUGUUGAAGAUCCCGUAAUCAUCACUCACUACCUAGACAAGCUAAUAGAAAGUCAUAUUCCAUUCUUGGAUGCUCAAAAUUCCAUUCGUAUCAUACAUUCUAUUAUAAGGAAACAUGCAACAAAAGAUAUGGUGUUUUCUUAUACUUUGAUCAAUUUCUCCAAGAUAAGAACCCAUAAAGGUGUAUCGAUAUUAGAAGUCGCCGCUCAAAGUACAUAUAGUUCGGAACUCUUAACUCAGAUGGAGGAUUUCGUAAAGUAUCAUACUCAAAGCAUGAUGCCAAUAAUUUCGUGGUAUAAUGAGGUAAUAUGGUGGUUUGAUGAAAAUUACUCGAAACAACUGAUAUUUGUCAUUAACGAACGAUUGAAUCAAAUUCAACAAGAAAUAAACAUAUAUAGUGAUCUGUUUCCUGAUCUAUUAAAAAUUCCCAGAAAUACAUUAACAUCAAAAAGUUUCGAUUUUUAUCAAGAAGUAGAUAUAAAUACAUAUACUCGGAUGAUGGAAUGAAAGUUUUUAGUUACUAUUGAGUACACAGACAUAACAUAAUAGCUUUGAUUUGUCAUGCAGCUAUGAUCUAGAAGAUUAAGACUUUUAACUCUCUCUCUAUUAAGAUUAAGAUUUAAUUUAAAUUAAAGAUUUGACAAAAAGAGAAUUGAAGUUAGUUAUUUAUUAUCCAGUAAACAAAAAACUUUAAAUCAACAUUUGAAAUGUUGAUUUUAUAUAUGAACUGAACGUUCUCACUUAAUAUUUUAAAAAUAUUACGGGAUAAUGCAAUUUGUUCGCGAUUAUACCGUUAAAAUAUUUUUAAAAUAUUUUAAAAUGCCUGUAAGUUAUUCGUAAUGAUAUUGAUAUAAUAUUAAAAACUAUGUAGUAAAGAAAGUUGAACAUUAUUGAGUAUCAUUACAAUAACAUUCUAUCAAUGUUCUUUUGCUCAUUGGAUAAAGCUAUAACGUUAAUUAUUAAAAUCACAAAAAUGUCAAAUAAAAUUAUAAAAAUUGUUAAAUAUAGUUAUUUAUAUGUAUUUUGUAAUAAAUUAUGUAACAUUGUUUUCAACACACUUA
Molecule: messenger RNA, 3587 nt
Organism: Odontomachus brunneus
Lineage: Eukaryota; Metazoa; Arthropoda; Insecta; Hymenoptera; Formicidae
Product: aminopeptidase N-like
Exons: 12
Coding region: 172-3033 (953 amino acids)
Biological process (GO): peptide catabolic process; proteolysis
Cellular component (GO): cytoplasm
Molecular function (GO): zinc ion binding; peptide binding; metalloaminopeptidase activity
Source: RefSeq, a predicted model, not a curated record